Messenger RNA from Anguilla rostrata (American eel), 3165 nucleotides. It is a transcript of the gene c1ql1l2, whose product is annotated as C1q-related factor. The transcript has 2 exons. Lineage: Eukaryota; Metazoa; Chordata; Actinopteri; Anguilliformes; Anguillidae. Gene Ontology annotation, molecular function: protein binding. The record is from RefSeq and is a predicted model, not a curated record. Bases 452 to 1231 code for a protein of 259 amino acids.
CCAUGCAUUUCCAUGCCAGAGCUGCGCUAGAGGGAGGGCUCCACAGCUGCCGUAUAAAAAGGCAGCUCGCGAAUCAAUCAACACAAAACUGGCUCAGUGAUUCCUAGGGUUCUUUCUCUCUCUCUCUCUCUUCCUCUCACAUACCCUCUCUCUCUCUUUCUCUUUACCCAUCAACUCUCUUUCCUUCUGCUGGCUUCCUCCUCCCACUCCCUGUCUCCCAUUCUGAGCGCGUGCGCGCGUGUGUGAGCAGCGAGUGUGUGUAUGUGGGUCUCUCUCCCUCCCUCACACACUCGGCGUCUCUCCUGGGAUCCUCGCGUCCCCUUCACCGGCAGCAGGCUCCCCCCACACAGCAGUCACCAUUUCCGCCCCCGGGAGACCCACGCUGGCAGCGCAGCCACUUCCCCGACUCAGCAUCGGGAGGAAGACCCUGGUGGCGGCCGCCGUUGGGGUCAUGCUCGUCCUGGUGCUGGUCGUCCUCAUCCCCGUGCUGGUGAGUUCAGUGGGUACCGAUGCCAGCCACUAUGAGAUGCUGGGUACCUGCCGCAUGGUGUGUGACCCCUACCUGAACAAGGGCACCACCACCAGCGCCAACAGCAUCCGGGCAGAGGCCGAGGCCUUGAGCGACCACAGCAUCGUGCCCCCGCCGUCCACCCUGCUGCAGGGACCCCAAGGGAAGCCGGGACGGCCGGGAAAACCCGGACCCCCGGGGCCUCCUGGGGAGCCUGGGCCUCCAGGGCCCGUGGGCCCUCCUGGAGAAAAGGGGGACACUGGAAGGACUGGGAUACUAGGCCUGGGGGGUGAUGGAGCUAUCAGCACGGCCACCUACACCACCAUCCCCCGGGUCGCUUUUUAUGCCGGGCUUAAGAACCCUCAUGAGGGUUACGAGAUUCUCAAGUUCGACGAUGUGGUCACCAACCUGGGCAACAACUACGAUGGCUCCUCUGGCAAGUUCAUCUGUAAUGUUCCGGGUACAUACUUCUUCAUUUACCAUGUGCUGAUGAGGGGUGGUGAUGGCACCAGCAUGUGGGCAGACCUCUGUAAGAAUGGCCAGGUUAGAGCCAGUGCCAUAGCUCAAGACGCUGACCAGAACUAUGACUACGCCAGCAACAGUGUUAUUCUGCACUUGGAUGCUGGUGAUGAGGUCUACAUCAAACUUGAUGGGGGCAAGGCCCAUGGAGGGAACAACAACAAGUACAGCACCUUUUCUGGGUUCAUCAUCUAUGCCGACUGAAGGGGAGUCAGGGAGGGUUUGAAGACCAGAGCACUUUUUCAGAUUCUGCCUCUCUUUCUCUCUCUCUCUCUCCAUCUGUCUCACUCUCUCAGCCUCUCUCUCUUUCUCCGCUCUGAAAAUGGACUCUUUCUUUCAUCCUGAGGGUGCAGAGAAAGCUCUGAGUGGCACCCACUCUACAUGCUGGUGUUUUGCCCAGUCAGAUAUGCUGAAAUUUUUGUUUUCAAACAACUUUGCCAGAUUGAAAAAAGCUGACCUUGUCUCCAUAGCAGAAAGGACACAGGCCUUCCAAUCCAGUCUCGACUGACUUCACAGAGAUCCCUGCCUUGCCGUUGUAUACCUCCUCUUAGCAUAUAACUAUUUUCCUUUGUCCAAAUAUGUAAAAUAACGAUGUGCAAAAAUCAUUGCAGCUAUUGCUUUGUGAACCCUAUCUGUAGUACCUUAUAAGAAUAGCUUGCCCCUGAGGGCCUAGGAAUGUUAUGAGAUUGAGGACUUGAUGAAAGCACAGCAUUAUCUUGCAGGAGACAAAUUUGAAGAUCUCAGCUCAAGGGGGGAUUCUUUCUUUGACUGGCUGUUAUGAAUUUCACAUAAAGCACAGUGCCACUUUGUGGUUGCAUAUUGUCAUGGUUGUUUUCUUUGCAAUGCCUGCUGUAAGCACAACUGGGCAGACUUGUGGUUGGAUGUUGUUAGUGCAGGACCUAUCUUACAGAAAAAAACAUGGUGGCCCACAUGUUCUGCACAAAAACAUUUCUCAUCAGCACCCCCUGCCUUCUGUUCCUGUUUGUCUGUUGUGUCCUGUUGAUGGACUACUGUAUGCAUUUUAUGGAAGACCCCAUGUAUAUUAGAUAUUCUAGUUUUGACCUAGCUGUCCUUAAGAUUAAGUCUUGCGAUAUUGUAAUUUGUCACUAGCUUCAAGGCAGCAAUGACACAAGAAAAAACAGAUGGCAUACUUGAUCUUUCGUCCAUUAUCAAAUGUCCAAAUCAUCUGUUUGAUGGUUGCCAUCCCCCUGGAAAAUCAUGAGCAUGUAUAGAACAAUAGGAUUUAGCCAAUUAUCUGAAGCUGUUUUGAAGCAUUUCACAUUGGUUUACCAGCUACAAACCCUCCUGCACUUAAGUUGAUCAUGUAGACAGACUGCACUUGAAAUGCUUGUGAAAGUUUAGGAACUACACUUGAAAGGCUUGUGAUUGUUCAAAUUGUGAGUAUGUGUAUGAAUGUGUCAUUACUAUAUGUUUUGUUACCCCAGAUAUACUUCAUAUCAAACAAUCAAAGACAUGUUCAUCAGCCAAUGAGAUUGCAGUGGGGAGGGGAGAGUCUCUGAAUGCAGAAAUAGAUUAAAACUGCUUGUAAAAUGAAAUGUGUUAUGUUUGUCAAUCUUUAUUUUUUUGGAAUUGUUGAAUAAAUUAUAAUAAAUGGGAUUUUUGGAGUUCCUUUUCUUAUGAGUUAUUUUGCCAUAUAUAUAUAUAUAUAUAUAUAUAUAUACAAAAGUAUUGAGACAGUAACAAAUUGUUGUUUUGUCUCUGUACUCCAGCACACUGGAUUUGAAAUAAAGCAUUGAAUAUGAGAUUAAAGUGGCCCGGCAGCUUUAACUUAAAGGUAUUUUCAUACAUAUCAUAUGGUCAUGUGUAGAAAUUACAGCCCUUUUAGAGUCAAAAUAACAAAAAUUGUGUCACUGUCCCAAAACUUUUGCAUUUAAUUUUAUAAGGAUAGGUAUAUGGCCAAUCUCCGAGAUACACAAAUGGGAAAAGGGAAAGGGGAAAAAAUGGCAAAAAGACCCAAGGUUGGACUGAAAUGGAUUGCUUCAUUUGCUGUAUACAUACAAUAGUGUGCAUGAAUGGAUUUUUGACUUGUUUUUGUUUCUAAAAGGGUAUUACAAAAAGAGCAUUACUUGUCACUGGAGAUAAAUCAAGAACCAUUGAAAUAAAUAAAUAAAAAUUCA